Molecule: messenger RNA, 2418 nt
Organism: Gekko japonicus
Lineage: Eukaryota; Metazoa; Chordata; Lepidosauria; Squamata; Gekkonidae
Gene: GOLM2
Product: cancer susceptibility candidate 4
Exons: 11
Coding region: 117-1427 (436 amino acids)
Source: RefSeq, a predicted model, not a curated record
GGGCGACGGCCACGCGAACGCGGAAGUGGCGGCGCCUCGGGAGGCGAAGCGGCGGUGGGAGGGAGGCGGCGAGGUGAGGCGAGAGGGUGACGCUCCCCCCCUCCCCGGCCUCCCCCAUGGUGGGGUUUGGGGCCAACCGGAGGGGUGGCCGUCUCCCUUCGUUCCUUUUUGUGGCCCUGCUGCUGGUUAUCACCAUCCUCGCCUUCAACUACUGGAGCACUUCCUCUCGCCAGGCCGUUCUGCAGGAUGAGGUGGCCGAGCUGCAGGGCCAGGCCAAGCGCAGCGAUGUUGCCCGCGGGCGCCUGGAGAAGAGGAACUCGGAGCUCCUGCUCCAGGUGGAGUCGCACAAGAAACAGCUGGAGCAGAAGGAGGUGGACCACAACCACCUGAGCAGCCAGCUGCAAGGCAAGGAUGGGCAGAUCAGGAAGUGUGAAGAGAGCAAGGUCAAGCUUCAGAAUAACAUAUCCUACCAAAUGGCAGACAUACAUCGCUUAAAGGAACAACUUGCGGAGUUACGGCAGGAAUUUAUCCGUCAAGAGGACCAGCUUCAUGAAUACAAGAACAACAAUACGCAGCUCGUUAAAAGGCUGGAGUAUGAAAGUUUUCAGUGUGGACAGCAGAUCAGAGAACUGAGGUUGCAGCAUGAAGAGAAUAUGAAAAAAUUGGAGGACCACAUUCUACAAGACCAGAAGGCUGUGCACAGGAGCCCGUCCAGCAAAUACGUGGAAGCCGAUCUGAGCAGUAACGCUGCAGUAUUGAAGACCACGCAAGAGCUGGAUGAAAGGAAUGUCAUGAAGAAUGAAGAGCCUUCCGUAAACAAUAUCUCAGAUGGCAAAGAAAAAAUAAAACCAGGAGAUGACGCAGGCAUGCCUGGGAUAGAAGAGAACGACCCUGCUAAGGCCGAAGACAACCUCACUGCUUUGAAGAAGCCGCUUGUGCCAACAUUUCAGAAGGAGCCACGGCAGGUCAUCGUGAAUCUUCCCACAGAACAACCUCAUGCCUCCAAUCUGGCUCAAGGUGCAAGUGUUAACCAUGACGGAAAUGCCGAUGCCAUGGUAAAGCAGAUUCCACCAAACCCUCUUCACAACCUCUUGCCUGAUCGUGAUGCGAAUAGCCCGAAAGCUGAUAAAGAAGUCGUAAGGCAAGCUUCAAAGGACAGAGUCAGUGACUUCCAGAGGAUGAAGCAAAGCCGGUUCUUUGAUGAGAAUGAGUCCCCUGUGGAUCCGCAGCACGGUUCUAAACUGGCGGAUUAUAAUGGGGAUGAUGGGAACGUGGGUGAGUAUGAGGCAGACAAGCAGGCUGAGCUGGCUUACAAUGAGGAAGAGGAUGGUGAUGGUGGUGAAGAAGACGUCCAAGAUGAUGAAGAGAGAGACUUUCAAAUGGAUAUUGCGGACUAUGGAAAGCAGCACUUCAAUGAUGUCCUUUAAAUCCCUAAAUGACUUUCGCCUGAGGAAUCCUGCAACAGAAAUGAAUGGAAUUAAUUCUUCCUAGUAUUUACUGUAAAAGACACUGAGAAUAGUAGCAUCAGGCUACCUAUAAAACACAGGACAUUAAGUGAUGGAACGCAGUGGUCGAAUUCUGUAUAUAUGUGUAUAGUUGUAUUUUUUUUUUUUUGCAAAUUGUAUUAUUAGAAAUGGUUUCUUCUACAGCAAGACAAUUAAUACUCCAGUACAAUGGAAAACCAAGUGCCCCUUAAGCUAAUUGAAGUCAGUGGGCUUAGGUAUGCCUAACUACAUAGGGUCAGGUGGAAAGACUGUAGCUUUACUUGUACCCCUUAAGUUAACAGCUGACAUUACAAAACAACUUAGGCUAACCAUGUUUAUGAAAAUAAGCAACUUUGUAAACUGGAAAACUUGUACAGUUUGUAUCUGACAUAUUAAUGACUUCAUUGCAGAAAUAAGUGUACAGAUGGGACACCUUUUGAUACAGCCGAUGUAUUCAUCCAUACAAGCCAAUCAUUUCAUUUCUCUUGCUGUUGUGGUUUGUAUUUUACAUUACAUUUGAAAGUUGACUGAAAAUGUGUUCUAUGUGUUUCUAAAGAUUCUUUCUUGAGUAUAUCAAGGAAGAUCUAUGUGACAGUGAAAUUUAGUGCAUUAAUCCUAUGUAAGAUAAUAUAGUUAACCAUAGGUGAGUGACUAAAAUUAUCCAUAGGGAAUUUGGCAAUAGUAUAGGUAUUUUUUAUAGAAUAUGUGCCAGGGUUUAAAUUGGUUAAGGUAUAGCCAGUAUUUCCAGCACGCAAGAGCCCUUCGCCUCUGCUUUUAAAGCAGUGGUUUUAGUCAUAAGCAAAAGACGAACCUGUCGCAGUGACUAAAAGUACAAUUUUAACUUGCUAUUAAACUGACUCCUGAUAUGUUUGACUGUCAGGCAGUGCUUUGUUGCACCUCCAAUGUUGUAGAAAGAAUCGCUCAUCACAUUGGG